Molecule: messenger RNA, 2334 nt
Organism: Ceratina calcarata
Lineage: Eukaryota; Metazoa; Arthropoda; Insecta; Hymenoptera; Apidae
Exons: 6
Coding region: 404-2236 (610 amino acids)
Cellular component (GO): membrane
Molecular function (GO): phosphatidylinositol bisphosphate binding
Source: RefSeq, a predicted model, not a curated record
CGCGCACGUUCUCUCUGUCCGGUCUGAUGAUAAUUCGCAUCGGUGUUGUUGCACGCCUGCCGGCUCGAGUCUGAUUAAUUCGCAAUAUGAAUUAGAAAUCAACGUGUUCAGUGUUUCUUUCAGUCUUCCUCGAGACUUUCGAUCGGCCGGUGAGACUCUUAAAAAUCCUUCUUCACCGAGACGUUGAUUAUUUCCACGUUUAAUGAUUCGACGAUAUUCUUAUAUGUGUAUCGGUGAAAUUAAUGACACGAUUAUAGUCAUUCAGUGAUCAAAGUUCGAAAAUCCUUAACGAUUCGAAGAUACCGAGACGCGACAAGUAUUCUGUGUAUUUGACAUCGAACGGGAAUUGUUCUUUUAUUUAUUUGUUUACAGUGCUCACAGUUAUUAGUGGUGUAAGUCCAGCAUGGCCACUAAGAAAAUGCUCCCCUUGCCGUAUCCAUAUUCCUUGGAAGAGGAAUUGAAGAAGAAUCCAAAGAUAAAGAUGUCCGAUAUCGAGCUGCUGAGAGAAUGGUGCGAGAAGCAGCAACAUUUGCCGAAACUCACCGAUUUGCAUUUGAUUAUGUUCCUGCACAGUAAUUAUUAUAGCAUGGAAGCUGCGAAGAGCACCAUAGAAAACUUUUUCACUAUAAGAUCCCACGUUCCCGAAUUCUUUGCCAAUAGGGAUCCCUUGGGUUCGAAAGAACUUCGUCAAGCAUUCAAUACCGCGUUUGUUACCGAGUUACCUGGCCUCUCUAAUCAGGGCGAGAAAAUACUUUUUGCGAGCCUCCUACACAAUGAUCCAUUACAUUACUCCUUCGAAGACUGUUGCAAAUACUUUUUCAUGGCGUCCGAUAUGAUCGGACUGAGGAAUGGCACUUGCGAUGGAUACAUUUUUAUCGGCGACGCGUCUAACGUCUCUUUUGGCCACGUUGGCCGAAUGAGUCCUAUGGGAAUGAAGAAGUUAGUGAUGUACGUCCAAGAAGGUAUACCCGUCCGCCUGAAGGGAAUACAUUUUAUCAAUACUCCGUCGGUGAUGGAUCUGAUAAUGAAUAUGGCGAAACCUUUCAUGAAAGGGGAACUUUGGAACAUGAUACAUUUGCAUUCAUCACUAAAGACAUUGGAGGAGUUCGUUUCUCCUGAUCUUCUUCCAAAAGAGAGUGGUGGAAAAGCAAGAUCGAUAAUGCAGUUCAAUGAAGAACAAAUGAAAGAAAUUGAUAGCAAACGAGAGUGGUUUAUCGAAGAGGAAAAACUGUCCAAAGUAGAUGAAUCAUUGCGUAUCGGAAAAAGUAAGACUGCGAAUGAUUUGUUUGGCGUGGAGGGCACUUUUAAGAAACUUGAAAUUGAUUCGAUCAUGGCUUUGGUUCAACCAGUAAAAUAUGAAGACGAGCUGAAGAAGAACUCUGACUUGAAAGACGAGGACGUCCAAAUGUUAAAAGAUUGGCACAAGAAACAGCCACAUCUGCCCCCGAUGACCGAGGCUGAAUUGGCGUUAUUUUUAUAUAGCAAUUAUUAUCGGAUAGAAACCACAAAAACUACUAUUGAUACAUAUUACACGGUGAGGACUCACGUCCCAGAAUUUUUCGCUAACAGAGACCCUCUCGGAGUGAAGGAGUUGAGGAAAUCUUUCCAAACCAUUACCGUUCAAGUUUUGGAUAAAACAACGCCGGAUGGUUACGCGAUUCUUUAUGGGAGACUAAUUGACGAGGAUCCCUCGAAUUAUGUCUAUAACGAUGGAAUGAAAUUCCUGAGCAUGGUAAUUGAUUUAUGGCAACGGAAGGAAGGAACGAUAGCGGGACACAUAAUUCUGUUUGACAUGAAGAACGUUGUGUUCGGGCACGCUGCUCGAUUGAGUCCAAUGGGGUUGAAAAAAUAUCUGUAUUACCUACAAGAAGCACUGCCGGUUCGUUUAAAGGGAUUCCAUUUCAUGAACAUAACGCCGGUUAUGGACGUGAUACUCAACAUGAUGAAACCAUUCAUGAAGAAAGAAUUAUUAGACAUGCUUCAUACGCAUACAACACUGGAUACAUUGUCAAAGUUCCUACCUGUAGAUAUACUACCAAAUGAAGCCGGCGGAAAGGCCGGACCUGUGAUGGAGUUACAUGCAAAAUCAGUGAAACUGUUAGAGGAAAACCGCGAUUGGUUUUUGGAAGAAGAACGUACGAAACGCGUGAACGAGUCUCUGCGACCGGGGAAAGGUAAAUCGGCGACCGAUCUUUUUGGCGUUGAAGGAACCUUCAAGAAACUCGAAAUUGAUUGAAUGCAAUUAUUAUUAAUGAUCAAUAUUAUCAAAGUUGAUCGAAUUAAGCUAUUGUAAAACUGUUGAGCAUCAUUUCUCAAUAAAUCUGUAUUCAAGCA